GGCUGUGGUGCGAACAGCACCCGCGUCAAGAACGAUGGAGUGCCCUCCUGUGUUUGCAACUCUGGCUUCGUGCUGCAGGCUGAUGGCAGGACGUGCAUCGAUGCCUGCAAAAUCUAAGGCUGUGGUACUUACAGCAGCUGUGUCAAGACCGAUGGAGUGGCCUCCUGUGUUUCUGACUCUGGUUUCGUGCUGCAGUCGGAUGGCAGGACGUGCAUCGGGAAGUGCUGAGUGUUGUGACUCUGUGCUCAAGAUGCCUGCAGGGUUCUGCGUUGUGGCUCAUACAGCCGCUGUGUCAAGACCAAUGGAGUGGCGUCUUGUGUUUGCUACACUGGUUACGUGCUGCAGUCAGAUGGCAGGACGUGCAAGUAGUCCGCAGGAG
Messenger RNA from Closterium sp. Naga37s-1, 379 nucleotides. The record is from the annotation of a GenBank genome assembly. Lineage: Eukaryota; Viridiplantae; Streptophyta; Zygnematophyceae; Desmidiales; Closteriaceae.